GUAAGUGUGAACUCAGAUGAGACAGGCUGUGAGGAGAGGUCAGAUCUGAGCUUCUGUGGCCGAGUCUGAGACAGAGAGAGAGAGAGAGAGAGACAGAAAGAGAGAGACAGAGCGAGAGGGGACAGUUUUGGGAAGUUUGCGGAUCUAAGGACACUUAACAGCACACAGCACUGAGGAGACACUGCAGCAGCGGUCAUGUUUUGUGCAUUUCCUGGCCCAGGGUCAGCCAGCAACUCACUCAUGUAUCACUAUGGCAAUGGGAAAGCGGUGUAUUCUCCGUCUCCAAAUGCAGAGGAUCUGAAGAGGGAUUCGGCUUCCUACUCAUCAUUCAGACUGCCCAGCCAGAACUUCACAAAUGCAUUUUUUGAUGGGACAAACAGCUCCACAGACCCCUGGAGCUCAUCCAGUGGGAUCAGCCCAUCGGGUCAUGGAGGCAUGCUGGGUUCCCCACCAUCCAGCCAAUCACCGCCCGGGAACUAUGGCAACCUGCCAACACAUGACCGUCUGAAUGUACUACCAAAUUCAGCACUACCUGAAGCCAGCAAGCGUCUUCCGCCAAUGUCCACUUUUCACAGAGGCAGUGGCAACGCCACACUUUUUGUGUCUGCACCCCAUACUGCACCAGCCAAUACCACAGACAGGUCCAUGGGUGGGCAGGGGGGACAUGUUGGAAGCUCACACACUGGAGAUGCUCUUGGAAAAGCCCUGGCUUCUAUUUAUUCCCCUGAUCACACCAGUAGCAGUUUUCCAUCCACUUCUUCCACUCCGGGGAGAUCCCCAUCACCUCUGGCUGCCUCUACAGUUUCAGCAGGAGCCAACCAAUGGCCUCGAUCAGCUGGACAGCCAUCACUGCCGUCCAAUUACGAUAACUCUCUGCAGUCGCUGAUCGAGGACAGACUGGACAGACUAGAUGAUGCCAUUCAUGUCUUAAGAAACCACGCAGUGGGUGGGACGAAUAUCCCCCUGAACAAUGACUUACGGAGCCUUAUUGGACAGACACAACACGGACCAAUCACAAUGAGGUCUAACUACCCCAUCUCAGGACAAGUGACAAACGGAUUACCAACAGAUAUGUCCGUUGACCCAGGUGAGGCUGCUCAUUUGGCCGUACACUCUUCAGCUGCUCCUUCUUCUUCUGAUCUCACUAAUCAGGAAGACAGCUUCAGAGCUCUGGCUGCAGGGCUGCUCUCUAAUGUGUCUCCAGGCUGUCUUGAAGUGAAAGUGGAGCCAGCUGAUGGGGAGGAAUUUAGAUUGCACCAGGCGCACCCUGCCCACCCGCUUCACCCCCCUCAUUCCAGCUGCCUGUCUCACCUCUCCUCGGACGGCUUGCACUCCGAUGCAGAGAGUGACACCCGAGAGCUAGAAACAGCCAGUGCUGGUGCAGCCACCAGGAACAGCAGCAUCCAUGAGGAUGAGGAUUUGUCUCCGGAGCAGAAGGCCGAGCGGGAGAAGGAGAGGAGGAUGGCGAACAACGCCCGCGAGCGUCUGCGUGUGAGGGACAUCAAUGAGGCCUUCAAGGAGCUGGGCCGCAUGUGCCAGCUGCACCUGAAGAGCGAUAAACCCCAGACCAAACUGCUCAUCCUUCACCAAGCCGUCGCAGUAAUCCUAAGCCUAGAGCAACAGGUCCGGGAACGUAAUCUCAACCCUAAGGCAGCAUGUCUGAGAAGGAGAGAGGAGGAGAAGGUGUCGGCCCUGACGCUUGACCCCCACGCCAUGCACACAGUCAUCCACACAGCACUAUCUGACCAAAUCAACAGCCUGUCUGGACAUCUCUGACUGAAUGUGUGAGGCUUGUGUAUGUGAGUGUGUCUGUGUGUGUGUGUGUGUGUGUGUGUGUGUGUGUGUGUGUGUUUGGGUUAAUUCCAUAAACUGCAGUAUUUUAUGAUAACCAGAUAUGUUUGACAAGCAUACACUCAAUUUUAUAGCACUUUCCUAGCCAUUAGCAUUAUAAUUGACUUUAAAGAGAGAUGUAAAUUUUACACUGUUUAUAUGUACACAGUUACCUGACAAACCAGUUUGUUUUCCCACAUUCAUACUGUUUUCUGGGAAACAACACGCAGUUCUGAGAAUCAUUUAGCAUUCUCCAGUGGCAAUCCAGAUUUUUACAAGAUAAUGAAAGAGGAAUAUACAAAAAACACUCAAAAAUUGUACAAAUCAUGCCCUUUUAUACCAUUACUGAUACCAUGGACUUCAAUGCAAUAGUUGU
Messenger RNA from Colossoma macropomum (tambaqui), 2206 nucleotides. RefSeq names its product transcription factor 12-like. Lineage: Eukaryota; Metazoa; Chordata; Actinopteri; Characiformes; Serrasalmidae. The record is from RefSeq and is a predicted model, not a curated record. Gene Ontology annotation, cellular component: transcription regulator complex. The coding region runs from base 196 to 1776 and encodes 526 amino acids. Gene Ontology annotation, biological process: regulation of transcription by RNA polymerase II. The transcript has 12 exons. Gene Ontology annotation, molecular function: DNA-binding transcription factor activity, RNA polymerase II-specific; protein dimerization activity; RNA polymerase II cis-regulatory region sequence-specific DNA binding.